Molecule: messenger RNA, 987 nt
Organism: Closterium sp. Yama58-4
Lineage: Eukaryota; Viridiplantae; Streptophyta; Zygnematophyceae; Desmidiales; Closteriaceae
Source: the annotation of a GenBank genome assembly
AUGCGCCAUGCGCACUUUGGACAAGCAUGGAUCCCCGUGAUACAUGUGUUGUGCACAUGGCCAUACCGCAUACUGCACCUUAAUCCUCUGUACCAAUCAGAACCACACCCUGCACCUCUGUACAAAACAGAGUCAAGAUAUGCCAAUCAGAACCAUACCUUAAAAGCGUUUGUCUCAAGCCGCCACACAUCCACGUCAGCAAGAGGGCCCAGUGACGUGGCAUGCAGUUUGGGCGGAACAGAGGGCAGUGAAGGAAGAGAGGAGGGUAUUGGGGAUGAGGGUGUUGGGAAGGAGGGUAUUGGGGAUGAGGGUGUUGGGAAGGAGUGUAUUGGAGAGGAGGGUGUUGGGAAGGAGGGUAUUGGGGAGGAGGGUGUUGGGAAGGAGGGUAUUGGGGAUGAGGGUGUUGGGAAGGAGUGUAUUGGGGAGGAGGGUGUUGGGAAGGAGGGUAUUGGGGAUGAGGGUGUUGGGAAGGAGGGUAUUGGGGAUGAGGGUGUUGGGAAGGAGGGUAUUGGGGAGGAGGGUGUUGGGAAGGAGGGUAUUGGGGAGGAGGGCGUUGGGAAGGAGGGUAUUGGGGAGGAGGGUGUUGGGAAGGAGGGUAUUGGGGAGGAGGGUGUUGGGGAUGAGGGUGUUGGGAAGGAGGGUAUUGGGGAUGAGGGUGUUGGGGAGGAGGGUGUUGGGAAGGAGAGUAUCUGGGAGGGUGGGGAAUGGUUGGGAGACAAGUAUAGGGAUGGUUUCACAUGCGCCAUGACUCACAGGGAUGGUUUCACAUGCGCCAUGACUCACAGGGAUGGUUUCACAUGCGCCAUGACUCACAGGGGUGGUUUCACAUGCGCCAUGACUCACAGGGAUGGUUUCACAUGCGCCAUGACUCACAGGGAUGGUUUCACAUGCGCCAUGACGCCUCGCACCCAUUCGAAGCACCGCUCUGCUUCCAGCCGACCACGGCCGACAGCCAAUAGCGCGGUGCCACCUGUCUCUGUGAGGUAG